This is a messenger RNA of Eucalyptus grandis, 2248 nucleotides long. RefSeq names its product protein PHYTOCHROME KINASE SUBSTRATE 1. Bases 545 to 2056 code for a protein of 503 amino acids. The transcript has a single exon. The record is from RefSeq and is a predicted model, not a curated record. Lineage: Eukaryota; Viridiplantae; Streptophyta; Magnoliopsida; Myrtales; Myrtaceae. Gene Ontology annotation, biological process: phototropism.
GUACAAUGUCAUUGACCAUUCCUCCAAUUGAACCUGCAAGAAUAUAUAACUUUAGUGGUCCUGACGUUUCUUCCCAUUAAUAUCAAUGUCAUUUGCAACCCGAUUCUUUUUCAUUAUCUAGGAUGUGAGUUGUAAAGGUCCUACCCUUCAAUCAUGAAUUUUUGUGAAGCAGAAACCUACUUAAUAGUUUCUUUAAUAAGGCAAGCUAACAUGAGAGCCUCCUCAAGUAAAUAGUUUCUCGUUUCCUCUAUAUAUUUGGCUUCUAGCUGAUGAUCCACUAAUUAUAUUGUACAAGGCUCUUCCAUUGUUAAGUUUCUUUCAGGGGGACCUCCCAAGCUGUUCCUAUUCAAGGAUUUCUCAUGGCCCUUUGAAUAAUAUCAAUCCUGUUGAUUCCGCAUUUUCUAGAGCUCUCAAAUCUGUCCUUUGCAACUUUUUGUUCUCUUCUAUCAUCCUUUUCCUCUUUGUAGUUUUCCACUUUGAAAGUCAUUUUCUGCUCUCUUUUGCUAUGCUUUUGCGCGAAACUCCUUUCCCCAACAGGAGCUGAAUGGCUAUGAUUACCUUGACACCAUCUUUCAACCCCAAUCACCCACAACCAUAUUCCCUGGAAGACAGCACCGGCAACAACAACAACAACAACGUCCGUGAUGCGUCUUUUUCUUCGUAUCUGAACAACACAGAGGAGAGUUUCAUAAACAAGCUAGCUCAGAGCAGUGGUCAAAGCCUCAAUUUCAAGAAGUUCCAUCCGGAGGAGCAGCUUUAUAAGGAGGAGGAUGGAGAAAUUGGAGUGUUUGGAGCUGAAAAGUACUUCAAUGGAGGGAGCGAUCAGGAGGAGUGUCCAAGAAUUUCCAAAAUGGGUCCAGGGCCAUCCCAGUCCCAUUCACAAUAUGGCGAGAAGGAAGAUCCGCAACCUCAUGUCACAACACAGAUGGUUAAACCGAAAUCCCAAUCCGCCGCUCCGAGCGUCCGUUCCGAAUCGAGCUGGAACAGCCAGAGCGGAUUGCUUCAGAGCUUCCUGAGGAAUCCUUCUCAGCGCAGGACCAACAAGACAAGCAAUGGGAAGAGAUUCUUAGCUUCUCUUGGAUGCAAAUGCUCCUGCUCCGGUAAGGGCUCAGUUGACGUCGAUGACCAUGUUGGUGAGAUCAGUUUCGGCACGAACACUACUUCCAGUGCACUCCAAGCCAAGCCGAGCAAGAAAAUGCCAAUCUUGGAUCCCUGGAUGACUGAAGAGAUGCGAAAGAAAGAAAACCUGUUCACUCCAAGCUCUCUCAAGCAAGUACCCGUGGAUCUGCCAGUUAUAAAGACCCCUUUCCUGGAGGAGGAAGAACUGCCCAAGAAGUCACUGGAGGUUUUCGGGUCCCCGGUGUACGAUAAAAUAAAGAACUCAUUCUCCUUAGAGAAGAGGCUCACAAUGUUGUCGUGGGAUGGCACUAAUGCCAUUCCAAGGAAGGAGGGACUUUCUGAAGUUUCCGCAAGCUCCAAUGGAGUCGGAGUCGGAGUCGGAGCCUACAACGGCGUGGACUGUGAUAGUGAUGCUAGUUCGGACUUGUUCGAGAUAGAGAGCCUGACCGGGAAAGUGAAUUCGUACCUCACCAGGCAGGCCUCUGAUGCAACAAACUCAGAUUGCAUAAACUGCACAACACGGUAUGCACCGAGUGAAGCGAGCAUUGAAUGGAGCGUCGUCACCGCGAGUGCCGCGGAUGUCUCGGUCAUGUCCGAUUAUUCAGAAGCCCCCAUUACUAGCCCUGCAAGGACUGCUUUAACUGCCAACAAGGCUGGCAGGGGCAGAUCCGAUGCGCCCGGGUGGCGGCGGUCUAGUACUCUGCUGGGGUGCAAGAGUCAGAAAGCCGUACAAGUAGCCGAAGAUGCUUACAGGACUAGCGACAGGUCACCGCGUGUCUGCCGCAGUUCCGACGAGUCCGCUCAGGCAGUGAAGUUCCGGGCUGAGUCGAGGCUCAUGGGGAUCGAGCCCAAGAAUGGACAACACGUGGACACUGCCGCAUGCUUGGUUCCUGGCUCGCACGUCCCGAACGGCCCGAAGCUCUUAUACAUUCAGUGAUCCGGGGGGGCAUCAGCAAUGUCGCGAGUUUCUUCAUUUUGCGAUGGAAUAGUAGUUGAAUUCGAGUCACAUGUAAUUUGGGUCAAUGUUCUAAAAGUAAUCAUAGUAACUGGGCAUAUUCCAUUUACAAGCAAUAGUUUUUCUCUAUCGGCAGAUCUGAAACUUCAGAUGAUUGAUCACGUUGCUAUGUCA